This is a messenger RNA of Oryza sativa Japonica Group (Japanese rice), 1321 nucleotides long. Lineage: Eukaryota; Viridiplantae; Streptophyta; Magnoliopsida; Poales; Poaceae. The record is from RefSeq and is a predicted model, not a curated record.
UGCCGUGUGGCCAGUGAGGGGUCAACAUGGAUGGCAGUGGAGAGUAGUGGAGGUUGCGUCAACUGGGAGUUGGAGGAAGUUUGUUAGUAAAGUAAGGGAGAAAGGCUAUAGCCUGGCAAUAGUGGUGCAGAAGACAACAUGUGUUGAUCGAUCGGGGGAGUCAAGUCAUGCAGGUAUUCCAAACUCCGCCUUAUGUUCACCCCUCGCAGGGAGCAUCUGGGUCGGCACACUUCCCUUACAUGCCAACGGGGGACAACGUGUUGAACACACCAGCAUGGGGACUUCAUAUCACUCCGCGUGCGCCAGAGCAGGGCCACACACAGCACACAUACGAUGAGUACGGUUCGGCGUCGACGCAUCACGGAGUGCCUGCUUACUCCCCUCGCACAGCAUUCAUUGAGGACUUCUUUUCCACUGAUCCUCCCCAGGAGGAAGUAGGGAUGGAUUACUGGCACGCAGCACCUCAGGUCACACAGCCGACGCAGGAGACGGAGGCCGGUCAGGGGCCAGACGUGACACCACAGCAGACAGCUAGAGAUAGGCACCCCCCUGAUAAUUUGACAUAUCCCACUGAGCAGAUUAGGCGUAGGAAGAAGGGAGGACCUAGCAAGCGUGCGAAGGGCACUGAUCGUCCUUGACUUAUCUAUUUGUAUUAAGCUUUUAGUUAUUUCUGUUCUGUCCGUACUAUUUGAGAAACACUUUACGAUUAACUUAGUACUAUCAGUACUAUUUCAUAAACUUCUUCGGAUAAUUACUCAGUAGCAUACCCUUCGAAUGAAUCAUGACAAAUUAUCAUUCAAAUAUACAAAUAAUGAAACUAAAUAAUUCAAAUAUUUUAACCAACAAAUAAAUACUACAAUUUCUGACCAAACAUUAUCAAAACCCUAAAUCACAUACAUAUAACAUUACAAAAAUAUUUUCCUUUCUUACACACUAAAAUAAAUUACAUAUUAUUAAAAAAAAUAACUUAUUACAAAUAAAUGGAGAACGCGACCCUGUCGAACUGCGGCAGUUCGACAGCCCAGCCUAUCGAACGGGGGCUGUUCGACAGCCCUGCCUGUCGAACGGGGGCUGUUCGAGUCCUGUCGAACGGCAGCCUUCCGAUCUCCUCGCCAGUCGCGCUAUGGCCGUUCGAUAGGUGCCCUAUCGAACUGCACCCGUUCGACAGAGACCUAUUUUCGCGAUUUUCCCCGGUUGACCACUACUUUUGCGAUUUUCCAUAAAAAUAAUAUUAAUUCUCAAAAAAAUUCCUCCCCCCACUCCCACUCCCUCGGUUUUUCACCGCACGCGCACCUGAAAGAAUCAAAGAAACGCCUCCGAU